Messenger RNA from Hibiscus syriacus, 1090 nucleotides. Its product is annotated as ras-related protein RABA4c-like. Gene Ontology annotation, molecular function: GTP binding; GTPase activity. The transcript is spliced from 2 exons. Gene Ontology annotation, cellular component: endosome. Lineage: Eukaryota; Viridiplantae; Streptophyta; Magnoliopsida; Malvales; Malvaceae. The record is from RefSeq and is a predicted model, not a curated record. The coding region runs from base 175 to 861 and encodes 228 amino acids.
UCGACCCGCCCGCCACAAUAUCGAUUGUCAAAAUCUCGUCUUUGCCUUGACUUUCCUAGAAAGUAGAAACCCCUGCUCCUUGUAAUAAACAAAUAGUAUAACCAACGAAGACGACGGUCGUAAAUCCAGCUCGUGACCAAGUUGCAGUUUUGAUUCACGGAUAGAUCCAUAGAAAUGUCUAGUUUACAAAGGGGUUUCGAUCAAAAAAUAGAUUACGUGUUCAAAGUGGUGUUGAUUGGGGAUUCCGCCGUGGGAAAAUCCCAGCUCUUAGCUCGCUUCGCAAGGAAUGAAUUCAACAUCGAUUCCAAGGCCACCAUCGGCGUCGAGUUCCAAACUAAGACUUUGCUUAUCGAUCAUAAAUCCAUCAAGGCUCAGAUUUGGGAUACUGCUGGUCAAGAAAGGUACCGGGCGGUAACGAGUGCAUACUACAGAGGAGCAGUGGGGGCAAUGCUGGUGUACGACAUAACUAAGCGUCAGACGUUUGAUCAUAUUGCCAAGUGGUUAGAGGAACUGCGUGGACAUGCUGAUAAAAACAUUGUGGUGAUGCUUGUGGGGAACAAGUCUGACCUCGGCUCCCUUAGAGCCGUUUCCGUGGAGGAUGCCAAGGAAUUCGCUCAACGGGAAGGCCUCUUCUUCAUGGAGACUUCGGCCCUGGAGGACACUAAUGUCGAAUUGGCUUUUGUUACGGUCGUGACCGAGAUUUACCGAAUCAUCAGCAAUAAAAGUCUGGUGGCUAAUGAUGAACAUGAAGAAUCUGGAGGUAAUGCAUCACUUCUCAAAGGAACCUCCAUUGUUGUCCCUGGACCCCAACUAGAAUCUGGCUCUGGAAAAAAGAGUUUCAGUUGCUGUGCAUCGUCGUAGCCAUAGGAACUUCCUUCUUCAACCUCUUCUAGCAGAUCUUUUCAAUCUUUUUUAUAUAAAGUUAUCCCUUCUUUAUGUGUCUGAUCAUGUGUAUGAUUUGUAUUGUAACACACAUUCCCCUGGUUGAUUGAUAUAUUUAUAUAGGGAGAGAUGUUCAGGUUUUUCUUCAAAAUUACACUGAUGUACUGCAUUUUAUAUCAAUAUCCGACCUGUAAUCUCUUUCUGACUC